AAGAGAAGACCCUUAUCUGGUUUAGUUUCAAGUAGCUUGUGGUGUUCUUGGUCUCCUGGAAGAAGGUUUUCAGGAUCUAGAGGUAUGAGCAAACAGGUCAGCCUGCCUUCUAAUCUUUGAAUGAACUUUGAUUUGCUGCCAAAGAGAACAUCACUUCCUCAAUGGCAAAGUUCCUGAACUACCAUGCGGUCUUUUUCUUCUUCUUUUUGUGCCUGGACCCCCUGAUCCUUGCCCAAUAUGAACAAGAUUUCCAUCCUCAGCCCCAGCAGCCCAGCACUGUGCCUUCUAUCCAGGUCCGGUUGGCAGGAGACAAGAGGAAGCACAACGAAGGGCGAGUGGAAGUCUUCUAUAACAAGGAAUGGGGCACCAUUUGUGACGACGAUUUCUCCAUCCACUCGGCCCAUGUGCUCUGCAGGCAACUGGGCUACGUGGAAGCUAUAUCCUGGUUCCCUGGCUCUAAAUAUGGCAAAGGAGAAGGCCCAAUCUGGUUAGACAACCUCUACUGUACCGGCAGAGAGUCGUCAGUAUCUGCGUGCACCUCCAAUGGAUGGGGUGUGUCAGACUGUAAGCAUACUGAGGAUGUGAGCGUGGUCUGCAGUGAAAAAAGGAUCCCUGGCUUCAGGUUUGAGGACCCCCUGCUCAAUCACAUAGAGAAUACGAACAUCGAAGUAGAAGAUGUCCGGAUACGGGCUGUCUUUUCCGCCUCUCGCAAACGCAUCCCCGUUACGGAGGGUUACGUGGAAGUAAAAGAAGGAGGCACUUGGAAGCAGAUCUGUGACAAAAACUGGACCACAAAAAAUUCCCGUGUUAUCUGUGGCAUGUUUGGAUUUCCAGCAGAGAAGAAAUAUAACAUCAAAGCCUACAAGACAUCAGCAAGCAGAAGAAAGCAUAAAUACUGGGCUUAUUCUGUGAAUUGCAAAGGCACCGAGUCACAUCUCUUUAGCUGCAAAAUAGGUGAUCGUAUCAGCACAUUUGGUGGGAACAUUACCUGUGAGAAGGGGAUGCCGGCAGUGGUAAGCUGCAGCCCUGGACUUGCCUUUGCCCCCGGCAGCCACAACGGCUUCAGCAAAGCUUUCCGUCUGGAGCACCUUCUGGUGAGGCUAAAGGGUGGAGCCCAAAUUGGAGAAGGUCGCCUUGAAGUGUUGAUGAAUGGGGAGUGGGGAACCAUUUGUGAUGACCAGUGGAACCUACAGUCAGCCAACGUGGCCUGCCGAGAAUUGGGCUUUGGAACUGCCAAGGAGGCUAUUCUGGGUGCAAGACUUGGACAAGGCAUAGGCCCUAUCCAUCUCAAUGAAGUGGACUGCACAGGGUUUGAAAAGUCUAUUACGGACUGUAAAUUCAGCAAGGAGAUCAGGAGCUGCACCCAUGAAGAAGAUGCCGGCAUAAGAUGCAACAUUCCAGCCAUGGGUUUCCAAAACCAGAUACGCCUGAGUGGUGGCCGCACACCCUACGAAGGCCGUGUGGAAGUUCUCAAGGAGCACCAGGGCACGCUCAAAUGGGGGACAGUCUGCGGUGACGGGUGGAAUAUAAUGGCAGCCAUGGUUGUUUGUCGCCAGCUGGACCUUGGCUAUGCUGACCAUGCUUUCCAGGAGACCUGGUACUGGUUUGGAGACACUGUUGCAGACGACGUGGUCAUGAGUGGGGUGAAAUGCUCUGGGACAGAGAUGGCUUUGUUCCACUGCAGUCAUGAUGUCAAGGUCUCUUGUCCCAAAGGAGGUGGACGCCACGCAGCUGGUGUUUCCUGUACACAAACCGCAGCUGAUCUUGUUCUCAACGCCAAGGAAGUAGAGUACACAUCCUACCUGGAGGAUCGCCCGAUGCGUGCGCUCCAAUGCGCCAUGGAGGAGAAUUGCCUGGCCUCCUCAGCAGUCAAUACCUCGGUGUCCUCUGGUUACAGGAGACUCUUCCGUUUCUCCUCCCAGAUCCAUAAUAAUGGACAGGCUGACUUCCGCCCCAAAACUGGCCGCCAUGCUUGGAUCUGGCAUGAAUGCCACAGGCAUUACCACAGCAUGGAAGUGUUUGCACAUUACGAUCUGCUGGAUAGCAACUGGACUCAAGUUGCCGAAGGCCAUAAGGCGAGCUUUUGCCUGGAGGACAGCGACUGUAUAGAUGGUGUUCAGAAGCAGUACGAGUGUGCAAAUUUUGGGGAGCAAGGGAUCACUGUUGGAUGCUAUGAUGUGUAUCGGCAUGAUAUUGACUGCCAGUGGAUUGAUGUUACAGAUCUCAAACAAGGAGACUACCUCUUCCGGAUCAUUGUUAAUCCAAACUUUGAAGUUGCAGAAUCUGAUUAUUCCAACAAUGUUAUGAUAUGCAAACUCAGAUAUGGAUUACAUCGUGUGUGGGUGUACAACUGCCAUAUAGCCAACUCUUACAAUGAACCCGAACAGCAAGAAUACUUCAGUGGACUUUUGAACAAUCAGGUGUCUUAACUUUAGGCACUCCAUUUAAGAAAGGAAAAGCUUUUUCCCGUAAUUUCCCUAACCACUGCUCGGAAAAACGGAAGUAUCGAGCAACCAACCAUGAACUUUCAUGUUAGCUCUGUAAGUUAUUUUUCAAGGGUAUUACUCCAAACCUAUUUUGCAACAUUUAGCAGAAGAAGACCACAACGACAGACUCAACGUUCACACCGUUCCAACAGAAGGAAGGUUUUGCACUAGCUGUAUGACUUUGCUUCCCUCGGUGUACUUUACCAAUUGCAAACUCUCGUGCCCCCUUGGCCCACUGCAGUAUAUGAAGGGGGCCACAGCAGCACCUGUCUGACCACUCAGUAAGGAUGCUUGAUGCUCAAAGUUACCUUUUUUAGGGAAUGUCUUUUUCAGCCUUGGUAGUCUGUCUUGCAGACAUUUGAAAAUCUGACUCUAUGCCACUGAUGGGGGUUUCUGCCCUAUGCUCAUGACACACCAAUCACUCCCAUUUCCUGGAAUGUCCCUUUUCUCCAUCUUAGCAAGCUCACAUCUCCAAGAGCACUGGUGACAUCUGAUUUUGAAAAAAAGUGGAACAAUCACUGGGGCGGGGGGAAUACGUGAAUCGUACGUUUCAUCUUGUUUCUUAAAACCACUAGACUGUGAAUUUUUCAAAACACAGCAAGUUGUUCACCUGCCCUGCCUUAUAUUCUGAUCCAUGUCUUUUCCAUCCACCCCUCCCCCCCCAGCCAUCCACUUCGUCCCUGUUAAUAUUGCAGAUAAGAAGAACAUCAAACAUAUUCAGCUUUCCCACGAUAGGCCUCUUCCCCACUCAUCACAGCAAACUAUUCUAUGGUAUCUUUUAAGAAAGAAAGAAUUUCCUAAGAUGCACAUUUUACAUGGGAGUCCUUGCGGGUUCAAAAAAGUCAAGAUGGCAACUCCCAAUUGCAGCCAUCUUGAUUUUUUGAUGACGCCCUUGCAUUAGUAAAUGUAUGGUGAUGCUAAGCACAUUUGCCUCUGUUUGUUUGAGGUCAUGCAUUGCUGCAGAAAACCAUUCCUACUUGAAUUUUUUUUAAGGAAAGGCCUUUAUCCAAUUUGUAUACAGUACUUUUGAAGAAACAACCACAAGGUUCCAAUUUUCUUUCUUUUGCUAUCCUAUGCAAAAGAGGGAACUGCAAAAUCAAGCUGUAUUUGCUGCAGUGGACCAGAGCACCAUGUCCAGCAUUUCGUUUCCAAAAAAUAAUCAAUGAGAUGUUCCUGGAAGCUCAAAAGGGGAACACGAACAGGAUGGACUUCAUCUAUUGUUUCUUUUAAGUGUUGGAUAACUAAGGGUAGAUUGUCUCCGACUAUGGAGGUUACUAGCUAUUGCUACAUUGAGAUUUUAAACCCAUCUUAUUUUGGGACUGUAAGAGGGAAGGAAUUCAAUGUAUCUAAACUUAAACAUAAAAUGAUUUAAAGCCUCUCCUUGAAAACUCAUUCCUUAGCUUAGUAUGUAUGGGAGGGAAAAAAAAUCCGUAACUGGAGGGAUAAACCAUGUUAUCAAAAGUGUCUUAUCCACUACUGUAGAGAUUUCUGCAAACCGAUUUCACACAUCUCUUCUUGAUCAGGGACACAGUGAACUUUUUAUAGCCAUCCACUUUCUCUCUCUCUUUCUCUCGCUUGCUGAUUCUUGCUUGUCAAAUGAGAACUAGACCAAACACAUGGGUUGGGAGGAUAAGCUAAGAGGAUUAUAAAAUGGUAUUUUGCACAGGUAAUAGUGUUGUAUGAAUGAGAUCAUGCCAUUUAUAGAUUUUUGUAAAAAAAAAAUUGCAUUAACAAACUUUCAGAUCUAAUUCUCUACACAAUGGAUAACUCUACCUCACAAUGGGUAUGGCAAGGCUUCCUUCCUUUCCUUUCCUUUC
Messenger RNA from Python bivittatus (Burmese python), 4303 nucleotides. The record is from RefSeq and is a predicted model, not a curated record. NCBI's taxonomy places the organism in Eukaryota, Metazoa, Chordata, Lepidosauria, Squamata, Pythonidae.